Messenger RNA from Pyricularia oryzae 70-15, 741 nucleotides. Its product is annotated as Apc13 domain-containing protein. Gene Ontology annotation, biological process: positive regulation of mitotic metaphase/anaphase transition. The record is from RefSeq and is a predicted model, not a curated record. NCBI's taxonomy places the organism in Eukaryota, Fungi, Ascomycota, Sordariomycetes, Magnaporthales, Pyriculariaceae. The coding region runs from base 42 to 428 and encodes 128 amino acids. Gene Ontology annotation, cellular component: anaphase-promoting complex. The transcript is spliced from 2 exons.
AUCAACACCAACACCACUUUAAAUCCAAUAACGUGUAAAUCAUGUCACAAAACAAGGACGGCUGCUACACGCACGUCCACAUGCGGCAGGCGCGCGACGCGGACCUGUUUGAGGACUUUUGCAAGGACAAGCUCCCGGCCGACGACAUAUUUGUGCCGCCGCACCACCAGCCCAUCAACCCCGAGGACGAGGACGACGUAGUCCCGGACCAGCACGCCGCGUUCGGCAUCACAAAGGCCACGCAAAAGACAAAGGAGCCUGCCUGGAGGGACCUGGGCCUGUCGGAGCUCAUGACGCGCGGGCCGGCUGGUGCGAGCGGGAGCAACAACAACAACGGCGGCGGUGGUACUGCCACGGGGACGGGACCGGGUGGCGCGAGGAGGGCGGCCAAGAAGCUUGCGUUGCGGCAGCAGGGUUUGCCGCGGUGAAAGAUCAGGCGGGAUGUUGCGCAUGGGGGACUGGUGGUAGGGGAAUCUGGACUUGGAUUGGGACGCUGGUAACUGGUGGUACGGUGAGUGUUUACGUGGGGGUGGGAGUUUUACAUCAGUAGGCACACAGGACAGGUUGAUCGGGAGGAGUUUCGGUUUUGAUAUUAUGGGAAAAACAACAUGAUACCCUAGCUCGACAGGCUUAGCAAAUCCCAGUGGCCGUGCCAUCAUAUUCUGCGGUACAAUAUGACCAAUAUCGUGUCAUACGCCCCUCAAAAUUGCGACUGGAUGAGCAAAGAGAAAAAACAUCCCG